CCCGACGGCGUUAAGCGCGAAAAUGGAGCAGGCCACGUCCAUGGACCCGUCGACUAACGUGUGGCGGACGGCCUGCAUGCGCAUGCUGGAGAAUCAUUUUUCGUUGCUUGUGUGCAACGGAGGCAACGAGAAAUAUCGUAAGUAGUACAGGCGCCCACGCACAUGAAUGUCUGGAACUCCCUCAGAGAAACCUUCUUGGCCCAAAAAGCAGCAUUUGGUAACGAAACAUCGACCAGUCGAUCGAACAGCACACAAAACGGAGGCAAGCUCAGCAUGAUCAACAUCUCCGGCCCGUUUCGGGAAAUUGGCACUGAGAAGGAUGAGCGCCCACCAUCAGCCCAACUCGCAGUCAUAAAAAGUCUUCGAACCUCGGGAGCCCGCUGAACGUGAC
This is a messenger RNA of Ectocarpus sp. CCAP 1310/34, 391 nucleotides long. Lineage: Eukaryota; Phaeophyceae; Ectocarpales; Ectocarpaceae. The record is from the annotation of a GenBank genome assembly.